This is a messenger RNA of Diplodia corticola, 1812 nucleotides long. RefSeq names its product f-box domain-containing protein. NCBI's taxonomy places the organism in Eukaryota, Fungi, Ascomycota, Dothideomycetes, Botryosphaeriales, Botryosphaeriaceae. Bases 1 to 1812 code for a protein of 603 amino acids. Gene Ontology annotation, molecular function: protein binding; DNA binding. The record is from RefSeq and is a predicted model, not a curated record. The transcript is spliced from 2 exons.
AUGGCCACGGAACCACCCUUCUUACUGGCACUGCCAGACGAGAUCCUCACGCACAUCCUCUCGUACCUCAACCCCUACGACCUCAAUGCGAUACAGCUCUCAGCAAGACGCCUACGGUCCCUCUCCCAGGAGCCUCUUCUCUGGCGUCACCUCUGCCGCGUCCACUUCCGCUUCUGGAACCCGAAGCACCGCCUAUCCGCCAAGUUACGCCAGCCGAUUGCCAACGUACCAUGGAGGCGACUGUUCAUCAACAGGAUGCAGCUGGACCACGAAGUCGACCGACGCAUGAACAAGAUCAUCGCGACGCAGCAGAACCGCUCGAACCACAUCGAAUGGAUAGCGGAGCAGGGGUAUGACGUCAAGUCGGCGCUGCUGAAGCACAAGAACGCGGGCGAGGGGGAGGACGACGUGCUGGCGCGGCGGUUCUGGAGCAGCGCGAUCCUGACGACGAUCCACCGCAGCAUUGCAAUGGACGAGUGGUGCAAGCUGCGCAAGGGCGAGUCGCGGUCGCUGGAGCGCGCGCUGGGUGCCUACGACAUGUUCGUGCUGGACAGCGACGAGGGGCUGGGCGACCUGGACACGAUCGGCCAGCAGCUGGACGAGCUGGCGCAGCGCUUCAAGGACGCGCACCCGGAGUGGAGGGAGCUGUCCACGCGGCGGAGGGCGUGUUGGCUGGUCGUCUUCCUGCGGAGGGCCGGAUACCGGGGGGCGCCGAGCGAGAGGUACGGGCAGAUCGCGCAGAACUUCAUCGGCUUGGCCCUGUCGGAGAAGGACCACGAAGCGCUACCACUGAUCACGAACGUCAUCUUCUGCGCGGUUGCUGAGAGGCUCGAGAUCGACGCCAAGCCGUGUGGAUACCCUUACCAUAUCUACUCGAUCAUACAGGCACCUCCUCAGACGACGCUGGAGGGCGCACCCGCUCCGAAUCUCGAGACCCUCGACACCAUGUACCUGGAUCCUUUCCGGUCGGCCGAGCCGGUAUCGCGCUUGGACCUUGAAGGACAGUUGCGAACAAUGGGAGCAACGGCGGCAAGCUUCGCGACGUAUCUCGAGCCUGCCAACCCAAUCGAGAUGGUCAUCCGGACGGCCCGAAACAUUCGCCGUGCUGUGGAAAGCGGGAACGGGCUGGUAGACCCUGCUGCAUCGACGAUAGGGAUCCAGUUCACGCACACCCACCUGAAUCUCCACAGCGCUCUCCACGCCGCUCUGUGGGCAUGGCUGUACCUCGAGCGCGGCGACCCCAUCCGCGGCGGCGAAGAGGCCGGCGGCAUCGCUCUGCACCGACGCCGGAUCCUGAUCAGCAAGGUGGUGCAACAGUGCCUGGAGUUCUACCCGUGGGAGAUCUGGCUGGUCGAGCGGUACAUGGCGUCGCUGUUCCACGACCUGCCCGAGGAGGGCGACUUCCUGUACAUCAUCCAGCGCGAGCACACGGCGGAUCGCAACAAGAAGGCGCUGAAGAAGCGCGGCGUGCACACGGACAAGGUCCGGUUCCGCGUCGGGCAGUGCUUCAAGCACAAGCGGUACCACUACUACGGCGUCAUCGUCGGCUGGGAUCCGUACUGCAACGCUGGGGAUGACUGGAUGCAUGCGAUGAACAUCGAUGGCCUGCCGAACGGACGGAACCAGGCCUUUUAUAAUGUGCUGUGUGAGGAUUCCAGCUCGAGAUACGUCGCCGAGGAGAACAUCGAGGUCACGGCGGAUCCGCCUCCAGAUUUCCUGCUGAACAAGCUGGCCGGACGCUACUUCAGGCGGUGGGAUACGGCCGAGUCCAAGUUCGUGAGCAACAUCAGGGACGAAUACCCUGACGAUUGA